Molecule: messenger RNA, 924 nt
Organism: Rhodotorula toruloides NP11
Lineage: Eukaryota; Fungi; Basidiomycota; Microbotryomycetes; Sporidiobolales; Sporidiobolaceae
Exons: 5
Coding region: 1-924 (307 amino acids)
Source: RefSeq, a predicted model, not a curated record
AUGUCCAGCUCAUCCACCAAUACGGGCGACAAGCACACCCUCGUCCAGCGACAGGUCAACAAGGGCGUCGAACAGGCGAAAGAGGACUUGCAGGCCCUCGCCAACGUCGGCACACAGGCUGUCAAAUCGACCGCCUAUGUCUACCCAAUCAAGGGCAUCCUCUACUUCCUGAGCCACCCCAAGCUUCUUGACUCGCUCAAGCCCUUCAUCGUCCGGAGCUUCAGCAUCUCGAUGGUCACCGCCGCCCUCAUGUUCACCUUCACCUACUUCCCCCAAGUCGCUUUCCUCGCCUUGAUCUCGGGCCCGCUUGCCUUCGUCGCCGCCGUCCCGCUCGUCCUCGCCGAAUCUUACUUCAUCAUACUCUUCCUGCACCGCACCUUCCUCACCCCCGCCAUCGCCGAACGCAUUUUCGACGCCGUCCUCGUCCAGAAGGGCUACUCGGACCUCGUCGAGAACGGCCGCUCGCUCACUCGCCGCGGUGGGUCCGUCGAGCUGGGCAACUCGCUCCUCGCGCCUGUUAGAAACAAGUUCUCCGCCCAGGGACUCGUGAGGUACCUCGUCACCUUGCCGCUCAACUUGAUCCCCGGCGUCGGAACCGCCGUCUUCCUCUUCCUUAAUGGUCGCAAGGCAGGGCCCUCGAUGCACGACCGCUACUUCCAGCUCAAGAAGAUGGACAAGCAAUCGCGCAAGCGCUUCGUCGACGAGCGCGCCGCAGCCUACACCUCGUUCGGCGUCGCCUCCGUCGCUCUGAACCUCAUCCCCCUCUUCGGCCCAGUCUUCUCUUUCACCUCGACAGCAGGCGCGGCGCUCUGGGCUGCCGAUCUGGAGAAACAGCAGCGUGGCGGAGGUCGGACGGGAGCAGGUGCGGGCGCGGACAAGAAGGAUGAGAAUGUGGAUGUCAACCCGGGGAGGGUGGAGCUUUGA